Tigriopus californicus is the source of this 2084-nucleotide messenger RNA. RefSeq names its product solute carrier family 41 member 1-like. The transcript has a single exon. Gene Ontology annotation, molecular function: monoatomic cation transmembrane transporter activity. Lineage: Eukaryota; Metazoa; Arthropoda; Copepoda; Harpacticoida; Harpacticidae. Gene Ontology annotation, biological process: monoatomic cation transport. Gene Ontology annotation, cellular component: plasma membrane. The record is from RefSeq and is a predicted model, not a curated record. The coding region runs from base 317 to 1888 and encodes 523 amino acids.
CUGUCAGCUGAUGUUCGAUGGCGAAAGAAUGUCACGAUCACGAAUCAUGGCAUCCAACACGGUCUACCUUGUCUGAAAGAUAAUCUUAAAGUACUCAGACGCACUCUCUGUCUUGUCUUGUCUUGUCUCGUCUGACUGGGACGUAUGUGUUCUGUCAGUGGGCUGUGGACCCGGAUCGGGGAGUGUGCCGGCUCGCUCCGGGUUAUUUCCAUUGUCACACCAAGAAUCGGGGUGGAUGGUAUCGGUAAGUUAGUGGCACAACUCAUAAAUGCAUGUCAUUUGAGCCGCCAAGUGGAUCAAAGUUACCCCAUCCACCAUGAGGGCAUCAAAUUCGCCCGGGGCGGCCCCAUCGACAGUGGAUGAACGCCUAUCCAACCACACGGACUAUGCGCUCGAGGACGAUCUCGGGUUUGAGAUGGUGACCAAAGUAGGAAUGAUGACAACAGACCCGUCGUCCAGCCCCACGAUCACCAUAUCUGGAUUGGUGCCCGCCCUGCUGGGAGAGGGGGAAGAGGAAGAGACCGAUGUCAAUGACCGAACCUGCCUCAUUGACCAGGAAGACCUGAACCUGAACGACCCCGAGGUCAGAACGGCGGGAUUGGCUAAUGCCGAAUCCUGCUGUUCCAUUUCCAUCCAAGUCUUCUUCCCGUUCCUCGUGGCUGGCUUUGGCAUGGUAGUUGCCGGAUUGGUCCUGGAUAUUGUCCAACAUUGGCCAGUGUUCGUUCAAGUCAGUGAAUUGUUCAUUUUGGUGCCAGCUUUGUUGGGGUUGAAGGGCAAUCUCGAGAUGACCUUGGCUUCCCGAUUGUCCACCCAAGCCAAUAUGGGUAAUAUGGACACGAAGCAAGCCACGUGGUCCAUGGUAUACACCAAUCUGGCACUGGUGCAAUGUCAGGCCAUAGUGGUUGGCUUGGUGGCCUCCAUAUUUGCCAUGCUCACCGGAUGGAUGUCUGAAGGCGAAUUCAGUUUCGAGCAUGGUUUACUUCUUUGUGCUUCCAGUAUACUUACAGCUUCCGUGGCCAGUUUUGCAUUAGGCCUGGUCAUGGUCUUGGUCAUUGUCCUAUCCAGAAGGUUUAACAUCAACCCGGACAACGUCGCUACCCCUAUCGCAGCUUCACUAGGGGAUCUCAUCACCUUAGUUCUCCUGUCCAUCAUUAGUUCUACGCUUUAUGGCGAUUUAGAAAGCGACCAAUGGCUCGCUCCCUUGAUCAUAGUGACUUAUGUCUUGCUUGUCCCCGUUUUUGUCAUCCUCUCAAAGCGUAACAGCCACACAGAAAAGGUGCUCUACAAUGGAUGGACUCCCGUAAUUUGUGCCAUGAUGAUCAGUAGUCUUGGAGGUUUGAUUCUGGAUCAAGCCAUUAGUCGUUUUGAUGGGAUUGCUGUGUUUCAACCGGUCAUGAACGGAGUGGGUGGCAAUCUUGUCGCCGUUCAAGCUAGUCGAUUGUCGACGGAUCUUCAUCAAACCUCCACCCUUGGCACACUACCUGCAGCCCAUUCAAAAGUUUGCUCGAGUCCUUGGGCAAUAUUCUGUGAACCCAAUAGUGAUUCACUCAGUGCAAAAAUUCUAAUGUCAUUCGUCAUCCCUGGUCAUUUGAUAUUUACUCUCACAAUUGUGCUUCUGGAAGCUGGGCACAUCAAUCACUCUGCAUUUUUUAUGGUCUUAUAUUUGGCUGCGGCUUUGAUCCAAGUUUGGAUCUUACUCCAUACUGCCAAAUGGAUGAUCAUCUUUAUGUGGAAGAAAAACGUGGACCCGGAUAGUUCGGCCAUCCCCUAUCUGACCGCCUUGGGCGAUCUUUUGGGUGGAGGUCUAUUGUGGCUGACUUUUGAAAUUCUGUUUCUUACCGGAGAUCAUCACCGAGACGAAAGUCCAAUUCUCGGAGGAGGCUUGUGAAGACAAUCCAACCAGCCAGCCAGCUAGCCACCUCGAUGGUUUCAGAGGUGUGAUGCUUUCAGUUUUUUUUUUUAUCCAUUGGUAUUAUUAAUCUUUUCAUCUGUUACGGUUCUUCAAAUUGCUUACGCUUAUAACAACCAUGUCACCAUGGUUCAUGUGAAGACUUCAAGCCUAAUAAACGAAUACAGUUCUUUCA